This is a messenger RNA of Aedes aegypti (yellow fever mosquito), 704 nucleotides long. RefSeq names its product glycine-rich cell wall structural protein. The coding region runs from base 333 to 638 and encodes 101 amino acids. The record is from RefSeq and is a predicted model, not a curated record. NCBI's taxonomy places the organism in Eukaryota, Metazoa, Arthropoda, Insecta, Diptera, Culicidae. The transcript has 4 exons.
GCAUAGACAUAGAUAACGACGGAACCACACGAGUCACCUCAUCCGGUGGUAGAGUCGAUGGCAUACAGCACAUCCCAAGCAGCGAAAAAGAUCGACAAAGACAUUGAUUGGGCAACGGCUGAAUCGGUCCGGGGAUCAUUAGUGAAAUGGAAUCCGAUAGGAUGGUCAAAAGCAAGGAAAGAAAAGAAAAACAACGUUCAAGAGGCCGGUAUAAAAGCUGGAAGUCAACAUAACAGCAGCAUCAGUACGCAUCCUAAUUUCGUAAUAAAUUAGUAGAGAGGUUUUUUUAUUUCAAGUUCAGCAAACAGGAAAGACAUUUUCUUACGAACAACAUGGCCAAGUUUAUGAUGCUCCUCGCCCUGCUGGUUGCCAUUGUGGCUAUGGUUAGUGCCCAGCACGGACAUGGACACGGAAAUGGUGGCUUCGGACACGGUAGUGGUGGCUUCGGACACGGUCAAGUCGGCGGCCAUGGAGGACACGGCGCUCAUGGUGGACAUGCUGGAGUCGGACCCGGAUUCGGUGCUCACGGAGCGCAAGCUUAUGGAGGAGGUCACGGACGCCAAGGAUUUGGUGGUCAAGGACACGGCUUCGGUCACGGUCAGGGACACGGCCAUGGUCACGGACGUGGACACUACUAAGAAUCUGUGAUGUAGAUACAUUAGAAUUAAGAUAGAUUUAAUAAAUGUGAUUGAAAUACCAAAGCA